This is a messenger RNA of Spirometra erinaceieuropaei, 841 nucleotides long. The record is from the annotation of a GenBank genome assembly. NCBI's taxonomy places the organism in Eukaryota, Metazoa, Platyhelminthes, Cestoda, Diphyllobothriidea, Diphyllobothriidae.
AUGAGCAAAAUACCCACUCGUCAACUACCGGCAAGACAAAGAAGGUCUGCGAUUGAUGAGACGCUCUACCUCCUGGAAGGUGAAGGCAUAUCAUCGCCUGUAAGUUAUGCAAAAUAACGCUGUUAUACCUUUCAGGAGCCGCAGGAGGAGGCCAAUGAUUCUUUCGAGACGAUCCCCUUGGGUAAUGAGAUACCGACAACAGUGCCUAAGGAGAAUGAUAAUGAAGACAUUCUGCUGCUCAUGUGUAAGCACAUGCGGGCACUGUCUUUGAAAAUGGACAUCUUGAUGGAAACAAAUCGCAAAGUCCUAGGACGUCAGCGGCUAUUGGAAUCGAUGAUUCAACAGCAAGCUAAAACUGCGGGAUAGGUAGCUUCUCAGCUGCCCAUGAACCCGCUAGACCACCAAAUACGUUCCGGUGCAGAGUUUCGGAACUUAAAUUUCCAAUUACUGGACAACGUAUUCAGAAACCAGCUGCUAUGCAAAACAUUAAAUAAAACCCUAUUGCUUUAGACUUCGUUCCUUACAUGCCUUGGAGGGCAUAAUCCAGACGAAUUCGUCAAGCGAAUAUUCUUCGCUAUCUUCGACGAGGAAAUUAGCUUGUAUGUCAAUUUCAAGGGCAGAAAGACUAAAGAGCGCCUCAGCGGUUCAAAACUAUAUGAGGUUAUACUUGGUAAGUCUGCGGUUACUUACAACUCUACAGCAUGCAGAAGUCUUCGGAGCAUGGAAUACCGAUAGGAGCGUAAAGUUGUCUGACCUGGAGUCAGCAAUAACCAAGCGCCUAAAAAGGUCGCUGGAUAGCUACGUGCAACGAAAAAAACACGUCACAAGAAAACCGAGAUGA